AUGGCGAGCGAUUCAGAAAAGAACGGAGAUGGGCUGCGCGAGCAAGCCUCCGCGAUGAGCGUAAGGGCAGACGACGAGGCAGAUCGGGAGCAGGGCUACGCGUCUGUCAGCGAAGGAGUUGAGAGCGAAAACGAGGAUUCAGGGUGCUCGCCGCCUGCGUUCGAGGCGCGGCGCUUCAGGCGCGCGCAAGGCGCCGAUUCACACGAGGGCGCGCUGCCCGCGCAGGGCUCGGGAGCAGCGGCCCUCGACGAGGGGGGAGAAGGAAAGCGAGCGCCUGGGAGCCGCAGCAGAGCUGCACCCGCGACGCCGCAUCCUCACGCGAAUGUAAACAGAGAAGACGAGAAUAUGUGCAGGACUGCGGAAGCGCCAAUGGACUUUUCUUCUCGAGUCUCGGGUUGCCGCGACCGCGCGGGGCCGCGGGCGGGGCCCGCGGGCGGGUCGGCUGGGGCGAGCGCGCGGGGUCGGCCUGGCAGUUCCUCGGCGUGCGCGUCGUCGCGGGGGUUCUGUGAAGACUGUUUUUCUUCACAGGACGCGGCGCGUUGCUGGGGAUGCCGCCGGAGCCCCAGAAGCCCGCCACCGAGAGAGGAGCCUCGGCGGGUCGCGGUGCCGCGUGAGAGUUCGCUGGCGCGCCUGGGAGGGUCGCUGCGUCUCUCGCUGCUCAAGAGCGGCAUGCCGGUUCGAAUUUCGCUGGACUCGUCGGAGGUGGUGUCUCUGCAGCCGCCGGCGCCGCUGUAUCUCUUUCUGCUGCGGGCGUCGUACCUGCCGCAGGCCGUCAACGCAUGCGUGAACCACUUCCGCGUGUUUGUGAGACCGGGCGUCGCUCACCACGCGGCCUCGGCGCCCGCCCCCUCGUUUUCGUUUCUCGGCUACCCGCUCGACUGGAGGCUGCCUGUCGGCGUCUCUUUCGACCUGCUCGCCAGCGGCGCGCAGCCCGUUCUGCCCUCCGCAGCGACCCGCCCCCGCGGGGGCAGAUCCCGCAGGCGGCAGCCACACGACGCACACGAGCGCGAGAAGAAAGACGUCGACUGUCGCCCGCAGAUGGUGCAACUCGAAAAAAAGGGCGUCGCGGCCGCCUACGGGGCGCUACACGCGAGGAGAGACGGCGAAGGCGGAGGGCAGAGGGCCUUAGAAGAGGUGAAGGACCUUUCGCCGCGACGCCAUUCCAGGCGGCCGCAUUCGCCCUAUGCAGCUGAAGACGCAGACCUGAUCUCGGUAUGCCAGCCCGAGGCGUGCGGCCUGACGGCGACGCUGCCGUGGGCGCUCACGUUCCACUUCCACUCGUCGCCUUCUUCGGUGGCGCGGCAGCUUGCACCGUCGUCAGCGUUCGCGCGAAAUAGCGGCGAGAAGGAGGAUCCGCUGCCGUCGUCCUUGUCUCACAGAGACGCGUGCGAAGCCGAGGGCAGCGCCGAGAAGCGGCCUGCGGCGUCCGCGCGCGCGCAGGGCUGCAAGGCGCCAGGUCUCCCCCUCCUGCUGCCCCCCUCGGUGUCUCCGCCGUACGAAGGCUGGGCGUCCUUCGAGUCUCUUUUCCUCAACAACCUCCGCCAGGCGUCGUACAUGUUGACGGGGUCUGCGGCGGCGUUUCACCGCCUGUCGAAAGCCGACGAACUGAACGUCCUCAAUGCCUUCCGCUCGUCGGACUUCGCCGCCUACUUUGACGCGGUCGCCCCUCUGGAGGGCGACGACCCGACGCGGCCGCUACGUCCCGCCGACGGCUCUCGCGGAGCCCGCGGGGGGGCAUCUGACCCGCGGAGCGGGCGCGCGGGCAGCGACCUUGAGGGGGAAGCCCAGGCGCGCGGGCGAGGAAGAAGCGCGCAAGAGAGAAGAGGCGGCGCCGAAGCGUGCGACGCGCGCGAGGGUCAGGACUCUGCAGCCACUGCCUCGUGUCGGGGCGAGGAAGGCGCGGGGCUUCGGCGGGAGGACGCGGGCCGGGGACGCAAGAGGCGGCAGGACAGGGGGUCGAUGCAGCGGCUGCCCGUGCGGCUUCAUUUUGUGACUCGAGGCGCCGACGAGCGACGGGAGUCCGAGUGUUGGGGCGACGACUCAGAAAGCGACGGUGCGGGCGACGGCGCGCGGGGCGCCUCUUCCUCUUGGAGUGCCUUCCGCGCCAAGUCGAGGAGCUCAGAGGGCGUGCCUCUGAUUACCUCCAUGCUCAUCGCUGCGCCAGUCUUUGCCCGUGAGAGCGAGCAGGGCGCGCGCAGCGCUGCUUCCGAGGCGAGAGGAGAUCCCUCCUCAGUCCCGUCUCGUGAAGAUCGCGAAGCGCGUUCGAUGCGUGCCUCUUCGUUGGCCGCCAGCGAAGGCGCCUCAGAGCAGGGGGGGCACGAAGACGAGGCGAGGGCAGAGGCCGUCAGCGAUGCAGAGGCGAGACAGGCCGUCGAGCGAGACCGCCGCGGCGUCUCUCCGCUUCAGCGCAGCAGCGAGGUCUCGUCGUCGCAUGCAGAGGACUCCAGCCAUCCAGACGCGAUGGCCUUCUACACGCUGGGGGAUCUUUUGCACUCGACAGUGGCGCAGCUGUUCCCCAAGAAGACGUGGCGCAGACUUCCGCAGGCCCCCGGCGACAGAGGACGCACGCGGCCUCGUGAGAGGGAGGCGGUUUCGCGCGCCGAUCGCAGCGAAGUGGAAGCGAGUCUCGCCACGGCGCGGGAGAGAGAGAGGGAGAGGGGGAAGGCGAAGGCGGAGCACGACGCACGGCUCGAGACGCCUGCUUCGCGGCGGCGCGGCCUGCGCCGCCAGCGAGGGGGACGCCGCGAGAGGUGGAGGGAGGGUGCGGACCUGACAGGCGGCUCUGACAGCGAGGCGGGGAGCGUCGAGGAGGGGGGAGUGCGCAGCGAGCUUGAAGAGAGCGAAAUACUGACUCUUCACAGCGGGUACCGGUCGCGUGGAUGCCGCGUCUUCGUGCAGGGGAUUGAGCCGCUCCUGGACACGCCGCUCUACUGGCUGUGGAGGCAUGCGGCCUGCACAGAUCUUUUUCUUCACGUUGUUGUCGUCUUGCCGCCCACCGCGGCCGCGCCGCCACGCGGGGGGGAUCGCUCAGAAUAG
This is a messenger RNA of Besnoitia besnoiti, 3036 nucleotides long. RefSeq lists its product as uncharacterized. The transcript has a single exon. Bases 1 to 3036 code for a protein of 1011 amino acids. Gene Ontology annotation, cellular component: phagophore assembly site membrane; cytoplasm; Atg12-Atg5-Atg16 complex. The record is from RefSeq and is a predicted model, not a curated record. Gene Ontology annotation, biological process: cellular response to nitrogen starvation; autophagy of mitochondrion; C-terminal protein lipidation. NCBI's taxonomy places the organism in Eukaryota, Apicomplexa, Conoidasida, Eucoccidiorida, Sarcocystidae.